Mizuhopecten yessoensis (Yesso scallop) is the source of this 2682-nucleotide messenger RNA. RefSeq lists its product as uncharacterized. The coding region runs from base 1 to 2682 and encodes 893 amino acids. Lineage: Eukaryota; Metazoa; Mollusca; Bivalvia; Pectinida; Pectinidae. The transcript has 8 exons. Gene Ontology annotation, molecular function: DNA binding. Gene Ontology annotation, biological process: DNA integration; DNA recombination. The record is from RefSeq and is a predicted model, not a curated record.
AUGGAGGACAUAAACUGGGUAAAAGAUGUUAUGAUGCAGCACAAGACAGAAAAGAAGGACAACUUUCAAACCGUUGCACAGGUUCACAGACAGAUUGUCAGAGAUGAACCUACUGAGCAGAUAACCACACAGCUUGUCAGUGAUGAACCUUGUGAGCAGAUAACCACACAGCUUGUCAGUGAUGAACCUACUGAGCAGAUAACCACACAGCUUGUCAGUGAUGAACCUACUGAACAGAUAAUCACACAGAUUGUCAGUGAUGAACCUACUGAGCAGAUAACCACACAGCUUGUCAGUGAUGAACUUACUGAACAAGUUCGCUUGCAGAUGGACAAGGAGCAAUUUGAUUCACAAUUUGGAGGUGCUUAUUCCGACCCUGAUUAUUUGCCUUCAAGUGAUGAUGAUCAAUUUGACAUGAUACAAGAUAGUCAAGAUGAAAGUGAUGGUUACUGUAGUGAUGAAUAUCCCAUUCUGAAUACAAAGGUAUCUGUUUGCGAAAACAAAAUUUCACAAAGAAACAGAAAGAUGCAUCAGGAGAUGGGUCUAAACGAAAAAGAACCAAAUAGCAUCAGUGAUAUUGAACAAGAUAUUGAAGUAAGUGAAUCAAUUUCUGAUGACGACAGCACUAGUGAGGAUGAAGAUGAUUUAUUACGAGACUCGGGAAAUCCAAAGAUUUUCAUCAGAAAAGUGUUUAAGUCGGAGACUACCAAAACUGGAAAGAAAAAAAGAAAUUCUAGAGUAUUCAACAGUUACCAGUUUUGUGGUGUGUGCAAUGUAAAAGUUUCAAAUUUUUCACAACAUAUUGAAAGACAUAAAGAUAAACACAAGAACUGUCCAGAAAUUCAACAAAUCCUUCAUGAAAAAGAUGAAAAAGAAAGGAAAUUGCUGCAGAAGCAGUUACGAGCAAAAUUCAACCAUGAAAACAACAUGAGGACUCUGAAAGCUGGUAAAGGAGAAAUACUGUUGGAAAGACGGCCCACAAUAAACUUUAAACAUGAUGAUUUUGGACCUUGCCCUCGUUGUUUGCUGUGGAUAGCUAAAAAAUUAUUGCAAAAACAUCAAAAGAAGUGUUUAUCAAAAAAUACUGAAGACUGCACUCUGAAAAAGGCUGCCAUUCAGACAAGAUCAGAUACCAUUGCUAAUAGAAUCUCUACAGUCGCUAGCAAGAUCUUGGCAAAAGAAGUGUUUGAAACAAUGAAAGUGGAUGAGGUAGGAACAGUUGCAAGAAAUGAUCCAUUAAUUGUUCAACUGGGAAACCAGUGGAUUCAAAAAAACAUAGGUAACACCCUCAAAAGAGGGUCCUACACAUCGCAAAUAAUGCGUUUGGUUGCAAGACUUCUGCUACAUCUGAGGAAAAUCAAACCUUUAAAUGAAGAGCCUACAAUGUGGAACUACUUAAAACCAAGCCACUUAGAUGAGAUAAUCAAGGCAACACUUAUGACAGCAAGUCAGAGUGUGGACAAUGAAGAGGACAUUCAGAAACCGAGCAACGCCAUAAAACUUGGAUAUGAUAUAAAAAGACUUUUAAAUGGCAAAAUAGGCUUAGCAAUCAAGUCUGGAGACAAAGCUUCACGUCAAGAUGCAGAGGACCUACUAAAAGCUAUGUCUGUUUAUUGGGGGACAAGCGUAACUAAGAUGUCAAGGGUUCUGCUGGAACAAAGACAUUAUGCAAAGGAUAAAAAACUCCCAGAACCAAACGACAUCAAGACUCUCAACAUUUUCCUGAAUGAAUCUUUAAAGGACCUUGAUUUGAAGUCAAAUACUAGUAUCCCAGACAUCUUCAGGAAAACUGCAGAAGUUACUGAAGCAAAACUUGUUGUCUACAACCGUAGACGAACUGGGGAACUACAGGCAAUCAGACUGACAGAUUACAAAAGAAGAUGUACUGCAACCGACGGAGAAAGUUGCAGCAAUAUGAUGGGCGAACUUUCUGAUUUUGAGAAAAAGUUAUUGGAGACACAGGAGGUUAUGACUGUUCGGGGAAAGACUGGCAGAGGAGUACCAGUUAUUUUGCCAAGGGAGACAAAAGCAGCAAUGGCAUAUUUGACUAGUAUUGAAGUGCGAAAAUCGGCAGGGAUUGACAUACACAACCCAUAUGUGUUUGCUUCACAAGGUGAUGGUCAUGGUGUUGUAAGGGCAUAUGAUGCACUUUCAAAGGCUUGUAAAGCAGCAGACUUGAAGGCACCCGAAAGGAUAACCAGUACAAACUUGAGAAAAUACAUGGCAACAAUAACACAGGUACUUGAUCUCAAAGAACAAGAAAUGCAGUGGGUACUUUCACAUAUGGGACACACUUUAGAUGUGCAUAAAAUUCACUACAGAGCAACAAGUGAUGUCAUAGAAGCAACACAAAUUGCAAAGAUUCUCUUGUUGCAAGAUACAGGAAGUUUUGGGAAGUUUCGAAACAAAUCAUUGCAAGACAUCCAACUCGAUGAUAUUGUUUUGGAAACAAACAAAGACACUGAUGAAGAUCAUGAAGUGUCAACUGAGUUGUUUAGUCAAGAUGAUGAGUCUGAGGAUCUGGAGAUUGAGGAAGUUCUGAGUAUUUCUGAACAGUUCGAGGAUUCUGAUCACACGAAAAAAAGGGUUCGAGGUGGUGAAAAUGGAAAAGGAAAAUGGACUAAAGAAGAGGAGGAUGAGAUUCAAGAACUGUUUAAAAAACAACUUGAAAAAAAAAAUUAG